Molecule: messenger RNA, 6450 nt
Organism: Leptidea sinapis
Lineage: Eukaryota; Metazoa; Arthropoda; Insecta; Lepidoptera; Pieridae
Product: TBC1 domain family member 14-like
Exons: 7
Coding region: 315-2264 (649 amino acids)
Source: RefSeq, a predicted model, not a curated record
GGGCCAUAAAUAACAUAAUCAACAAUGGCGUGGGUGUGUUGUUAAAUAGAUUGUUUUAAAUUGAAUAAUCAUAAAAGUCUUAUAUCUAAAAUAUUAAAAACUUUAAAUUAUAUUUUUUUAAAUUCCUAGCUAGCUUCUGGUUAGUACUAAACUGGUUUAUAGUAUAUAAAGUUUUUUUCUAAUUAUGUAAACAUUACCAUAUUAGUAAUAUCAUUGUGAUCAUGUUUAUGAAAAGUGAGGGGGCAGCUGUUAUAGUUAUGACUUAAGCUUAAUAUAUAGUGUGGUGUCACGAUUAUAACCAAUUACGAUUUACGAUGUCUUCCCCUUGUCAGAAAGGUGGAAUGCGCCUUAGUGAAGCUUUGGAUAACAUACAACUCGCAUAUAAUCCCAUAACAAAGCAGUUACAUUUCGUGAGCCCUAGAGUAGAGAAAAUUGAUAGUGAAGUUGACAAAUUGAGUAAAAAGAGUAGUUUCAGUGAUGAAGGAAUCUCUUUGUCAACAUGUGAGAAAAGUGACACCAGUGAUUCUCCAAAGAGUACCCUUCAGUGGGGUAGUGUGAGUGGUCAUAAGCGAGGAAAAGAUGGAGGUUCUUUCUCCAGUACUGUUUCAAGUUUGUCAGGAUGCUCCCUUGGCUCAGGUGGUUCUAAAGAUGAUGAAUUCCCAGAGACUCAUUCCGAUCCUGCCAAGUUGAAGAAAAAAGGACUGUCCAGUUUUUUUAGCAGAGGAGUGUUCCCUUGGAAGAGCAACUCGUCAGCGAAAAGUCAAGAAUCUGGCUCGUCAGGAAGUUGGCGGUUGUUCGGUAGCAAAUCUAGCGGCAACCUGGCGAAGGGUACAGAUGUUCAGAAGGCCCUGACGCCUGCCUCGUCGGCAGCCAACACUCCACACCACCACAAGAGACAGGGUAGUUCCGCCAGUGAGAAGCAGUUUGAAGACUUGGUUGCGAGUUCCAUUGCGCUCAUUCAGCACGACAGACCUUCGAAUUUACCGGCGAAAUGUACAGAGGAGGCGCUACGUCACAAGGCUGAGCAUGCUCGGCUGGUUGAGGAGGCUAGGAGAAGAGUGGAGAGAGAGGCGGCGGCAAGACAUGCAAGGCUGCAAGAGUCUUUGAGGAUGGAGGAAAGACUCACGCGGCACGCAAAGGAGUGGACGCAGAAUAUACUGCCUGAUUGGAAUAACAUGAAGAACGCGAAACGAACAUUGGAUUUAUGGUGGUGUGGGUUACCACCGUCAAUAAGAGGGAGAGUUUGGCAGCUCGCUAUCGACAAUAAACUUAAAAUAACUCACGAAAUGUACCAAGAUCUGGUCGCAAAAGCUAAACAAAAACUUCACGAAGCGAAGAUCAGAAGAAAUCGGCUCAAAGUCAAUAAUACGUGUGGUUGUGAUAAAAUUGCAACGAAUACUGAAGAGGUAAACGAUAGAUUAUCGGGGAGUACUGAGAAAUUAUCUGCGAAUGAAAAAGACGAAAAACCAAGACUAAGUAUUCCCAGAAACUUUAGUGAACAGAACCUUAAAAGUGCUAAUAUAGAUGCAUCUACAAAGAAGUGUUGCUCGAAAUCGAAUCCUAAUUUGUUGGAGUACAGUGACGAAUGCUCUAUGGAGCUGAUACAGUUGGAUAUCGCGCGGACAUUCCCACAUUUGUGUAUAUUUCAACCGGGUGGUCCAUACUUUGAUGUCUUGCACGAACUGCUGGCUGCGUAUGUUUGUUAUCGGCCAGAUAUUGGUUAUAUACAGGGCAUGUCAUUUAUUGCCGCCGUGUUGAUAUUAAACAUGGAUGCACCACAAGCGUUUGUUUGCUUCGCCAAUCUACUUGAUGGACCCGUAUUGCGUGCGGCCUUUACUAGGGAUGGUGCUAUGAUGCAGCGUCUGUGGAGCGCGUACGAGCGGCUCGUGCAGCACAACCUGCCGGCGCUCAGCCAGCUGGUGGCUCCGGAGCUGUACCUGCUGGAGUGGCUGUACACGGCCUUCGCCAAGGCCAUGCCGCUGGACGCCGCCUGCCGCGUCUGGGACAUGUUCCUCCGGGACGGCGACACGUUUCUCUUCAGCACCGCGCUAGGUAUUCUUCACUUAUAUCAAAACGAGUUAAGAGACAUGGACUUCAUAGCAGCGGCCCAGUUCCUCACAAAGUUACCGGAAGACCUUGACUCAGAGGCUUUGUUCAAGAGCAUCUCCUCAGUCACCAUGACCCUGGAUGGCAUGUCGUUUGAGGAGUUGGUCUCCUGCUGCACUUUGGAGACUACCCUGGAUGAUGAAGUGGAUCGAUUAUGAUGGAACGCUUUCUGGAAAACCAUUGAGGGUUUUAUCAUGGCUAAUUUAUAGCAUUUUUGGUACUUUCAAAGAGCUGAUGAAGUAACACUAACUAUAAAAUAAUACAAACAAAUGACGAGCUAUUAUUAUUGUACUUUGUAUGUUUCAAACGAAAUUCGACCGACGUCGUCGUAAACUUAGAUCUUUGAUGUUGUAUCUAAUGUCAUUCUUAUGCAUAUCACGUAGAUAAUACAGUCGAAUAUUGCGUGUACCUGGUUUUCUUUAGAUGUAUGAUUUAAUCUCAAUAUAAUAUUAUUGUGUAAAUAUUAAUUAGUGAUGGACUCAUUAUUAUAAAUUUCAUAUAUUUUUAUAUUAAUGUUCUUUGGAUUUUUGCCCCAUUGAUCUAAGAAUUAGAUAAGUUCUUUUACAUAUUGUAAAGUAUUAAAGACCGCUAUAUUCUAAAUUUCAUGCACUCUUUGUUUUUAUAUUUUCCUAGUCCAAUACACUAUAUCUACUAUAGUAGUAUCCAUGUUUUAACUAUAUUGUUAAUGUGGCGCGGUAUGAUCUCCGGGUCUAUGACGAGGAACUAUUUUUCUCCAGUAACUAAUUUAUUAAUAUCUGAUAGGAUCCUGAACCACAGCUGUCAAAUGUAAAUGCCCAUAUUUUUAAGAUUCAGUCUCAUUUGACCUCAAAGACUUAUAAAAUAGACACCUAAAUCGCUUUGACAUACAAAAUUGACCACUUGUCUCUAUCUAUGGCCCAUAUUCGAGUAAAUAAAUGUUUUAAUACAUAGUACAAAAAUUUUGAGACGAUGCGGGAUACAACGGGACGGGAUAGAGUGACAAAAUACACUUAUUUGAUCAAGGAAUAAGAAUUGAGACACUUCCUGGAAUACGGACUUAGACUUACUGUACUUUCGGACCUAAACGAACCUGACUAUUGCAUUAUAUAUUGACUACCAUAUAUGACAUUGUUCAGACAAAAUCGACUAUCGUUGACUUAGCAAAAUAAAUCAAGUAUAUUCGAAUUCAAUAUUUAAUUUUGUACAGAUCCGAUGUUUGAUUACACUUAAAUAAAAAUGCUGAAAUUUUGAAUGUAUAUGGCCCUAUUUAUUAUAUUAUUUGUUUCUGUCAAUUAUUAAGUAAUAUUGCGUGUUAAAUAUAUGUACAUAUAUAAUAUUAUCUUACAACGAGUAUGUAGCAGAACUGGUCUUUUAAAUAGUUAAUGCAUUCUCGAAGAUUACUUCGAUAUUAUAUUAUAUAUGCAGGUAGCUCAACGAUAUUGAGUUAAAGUUUAAAAAUAUAUACAGAAAAUGAUAGCGGUAUUUAAAUCGUGCGCUCUGAAAAUGUUAUUACUGCUAAGUAGCUAGCGCUAGCUUUUAUUCAUUGGGUGGACUUUUACAAUUAGUAAUAUUGUUGUUAUAUUAAAAUAUAUAGUUUUGUUUGUGAUUAAUUAUUAUUAUAUUGCAACUGUUUCAGUGUUAAUUUAAUUUUUCGAAUGAAAUAUUUUAUAUGAAAAUCAAAUUUUUAAAAUGAAAUUCGUCUCUUGAUGAUUUCAAAAUUGAAAAAUCAUAUUUGUAUUAUCGUGAAAAUGUUUAUAGGUAAGUAUAUUAUUUAUCUCAGAUAUUUGUUCGCGUAUAUUUAUAUGUUUAGCUAUAAUUUAAAACCAUCAUAAUGUUGUUAUAUAAAACGGCUUUAAAUAUUCUUGCCACGUAUAAAUUUAACCAAUGUUAUCAAAAUUAUUAAAGUAAUAUUUAUCGUGUAAUAAAUUUUAACUUUCAUAUUGUGUGAUGACAACAAAAAUAACUGAAUUAUAUGAAUACAGCGUUAUUUUUUUAUAAACAAAAAAUAGUCCUCAACUAUGUGUAUGAAGUAAACAUAAAGCCAACAGAUAUUUACGGAAAUAUUUUAAAUCGGGUAAUUGUUUAAAAACAGGUUCCAAAGAUUCUAAAUUGUCGAGGUGCUAAAAUUUCUACGAAAGACACCCUGAGAUCUGAAUUAACUUGCUUUUGUAUCAGCUACUUUGCUAUGUGCCUUAAACACAAGUUCCAUAGCCCGUGGACUACUACUAUUUCUUGGAGUUUUUGGUCUCAGCUACUGGCGUAAAAAACUAUGCUCUCAAUAUUAUCUGUCAUUUAAAUAAAUCAAUUUAAAGUUACUUCAAGUUUAAAAUUACUUUUCUCUGUCAUGUAAUUAUGUAGUGACAAAGGUAAAGACAGCCAGUUUUAAAUUUGGAAUAAUUUUACUUCGCGUUUAUUAGUAACACAGUAUGUGUAUUAUCGAUUGUAAACCAAGUAAAGUAUUUGGUAAAUUACUUUUUACUUAUGUGUCUAGAGAGACUAUGACAGCUGUAAAAAAGUCGAAAAAAAUUGAGUUUAGAACUAAUAUCUAUGUUAAGCAAUUCAUGCACACUGAUACAAAGUGACAUACAAAUCGCGAGUGUACGUACAAAUCGCGAGACGUAGCUUGUCACGCAGACUAAUGUAAUAUUUCUGGCCUGUUUUUAUCAGAGACUGUAUCUAGAUGUAUAAAUUAUCUAAGUAUUUUAUAACGUUAAAAAUUCUAGCUUCCGAUUCAUCAAUGAAAUAGUUAUUUAUGCAACUAUUGUGUUAUAAGGGGUAUUAAAAAACGAAUGUGGGUUUAUCGCUCGAGGCGAAGCCGAGUAUAAUAAAAGACUUUAUCUACACCCAUAAUAUGAAUCCUCUAUGAAAGAUUCUCAAACAGUUAACUUACUGCUAAGAUUAAACAUAGCAGUCCUAGUAACCAUUACAUCAUCUAAACGAGUGUUGUAAUGUUGUACUGAAUUUCAUUACAACACUCGUUUGGAUGAUGUAAUGGUUAUUAAGACAUUGGGUGUUUUAAUGUUGGCAAUAAGCUAACUGUUUUAGAAUAUUUAGUAGAAGAUUUAAUGCAUGGAUGUAGAUAAAAGUGUUUAACAACAUUAUGUAUAACAAUUAUUUCGAUUUUGUUUUGUCAUACCGGCAAAUGAAGCGUCUUCAACAGCCAUUUAACAAUAUAAAUUAGAUUUUUCUAUUUAUUUGGGUUUCUUAUUUUUCUUAUUUGUAUUCGAAUUAAGAAUAUACUAUGUUUUUUUCUGUUGCAAAGAAUAAAGUCUAUAUUUAUUGAAGGCUUGAUUAAUGAAAUAUACUCUCGAAUACUCUAAUAAGUUAAAAUACCUACUCGAUCAGCGGAACUAUUGAUUAUUUGAACUCCCAACCCCAUACAUUUGAAUCGAUUAUAAAAUAUUUUUAUUAACUUUAUUUUAAUCAUUAUGAGAAAAAAGAUAGCACUUACAAAAAUUAUUGCGUUAAUAAGCGGUUACGUUAGGUAGAUUAAGAAUAUGAAUUUAUAUAUUAAUAUCUUGAGAUGUUCCUCAACGUCCAUAAAGAAUUUAUUAAAUCAAUGUUAUAGUAUAAAGUUUAAAAAAAGUGUAAGUAAUGGUUGGCGCACACUUAACCACAAGUCGCACUGAUUAGAAAUAUUAAUUUGCGCAGAUAUAACCUCGAAAAAUAAGAAACAGGAAUGGAAACUUAUUAUAUACUUCAAAAUCUUACUCAAGUAUAUUCCCGCUACAAAACUGUAUUAAGAUAUGCUAUUAGGUGAAAAACUGAAGGUCAAAGCGAAGUCAAUACGCGUAUGUUUUUAGGGAUGAUAGCGCACACGUUACGCACGUAGCGCAGAAAUAAUGAAGGUUACAAUUUCUUAUUGUAUGUUUAUCCCUAGCUUUUAGGCAGAGAAAAAAAAAGUUAAAGAAUAACUUUUGUUGGAGUUAAUAUUUAGAAAAAUAUUAUUAGAAUGAUUUUCUGCAAUUUUAAUGACAGUUUAACCGAUUUGAGUGCGAUUUUAGUGAUUGAUUCUUUCGAUUUUGGUUUACAUAUUAAAUUUUUGUCUAAUCAUGGUGGGCACAGUUUUAAAUUCGUGAGAAUAAGCUCCCACAUAACUGUAUGCAUUACUUAAACGUAUUUUUAAUACUUAUAAUAAAUGCAUAUUGUUGAGGGCACUUUGCUAUUUGGUUGGUGUGCGUCGACCAUUAUUAUCAAUUCUAGUGUAUAUUAUAAUUUAUGUAUAAUAUUACAACAGUUGUGAUUUGGACUGAUAUUAUUAAAUGUACGCCAUCUAAAGUUUUAAUUACAUCGAUAUUUAAGCUUUGCAUAGAUUAAAGAUAAAGUUCCAGUUUAAUAUUAAUAAAUAUUGAAUUUGAUUGGAAA